AGUGUUGUGCUCUUGUACCUUAUGAUCUUCCGUAGAACAGUUGACAGUGAAAGAACAGUUAGCUUGCUGGCAAGCUAGCACAAUCCUCUCUGUAGAUAAAGUAUAUCAGUCAGACUCAAGGAUGUGCAAUUGAAUCAGACAUGACUCCUCCUCAAAACCUAUGACCAACUGGGCAUAUCGCAGUAAGCAGGUCGAUCAGCGUUAUCACAAAUUGUAAUCCAUGCUUUCUGAUGAGCUUGACUCCAAACCUGAGCUGCUGGUUCAGUUCGUGCAGAACGCGUCCAUCCCUCUCGGGCAGGGUCUCGAAGACUCAGAACCCAAACACACCUGCCUUCCACUGCUGGUCCCCAACGACAGCUCCCUGUGCAGCCCCCUAGAGCUAACAGAGGGUGGUCUUAGCCAUGCGUCUGCAAGGUCCCCGCCUUUGUCAGAGUUGGGGGGUGCUGAGCAGAGCCCCCUGGUCCAGACACAGGUCCCCCCCCGGGGCUCACCUAGCCCCCCACACGUCCUCCAUGACCUGCAGCAGUCAGACAGCACAUCCUACGUCCUGCUCAACCUAGCGAAAGGUCUGGCAGCCUCCUCUGAAUCCCUGAUCUUCUCUGCCGAUGGUGCGGAUGAGGAGGAGGAGGUGGUCUCGUCGGGGGACUACGGGGUGGAUGGCAGCGCCCCCUGGUACCUGCGGGUGCAGGAGCUGGCACACGACAGCCUGAUCGCUGCCACACGGGCACAGCUGGCCAAGGAUGCCAAGGCAAGCCAGGAUGCCAAGGCUGGUUGUGGCACUAACGGUGACAUCAUUCACAGUUUUCCGUCAGAGGAAGGUAAACGGGAGCUGUCGGCACGGACCAACCGAACACUCUCCAAGCAAAUUCUGCGCUGUUCCUUUGAAGGCUGCUACAGGACCUUCACCUGGCCAGCCCACCUUAAGUACCACCUUAAAACACACAGAAAUGAUCGUACGUUUCGCUGUGGAGCGGAGGGCUGUGGGAAGAGCUUUUACGUGCUGCAGAGACUGCAGGUCCACAUGAGGACCCACAACGGAGACAAACCCUUCAUCUGCAAGGAGAAGAACUGUGGCAAGAAGUUCACCACCGCGGGAAACCUCAAGAACCACAAACGCACGCACACAGGAGAGAAGCCGUUCUUGUGUGAAGCAGAUGGAUGUGGGCGCUCCUUUGCUGAGUAUUCCAGUCUUCGCAAACACAUGCUUGUGCACUCAGGGGAGAAGCCCCACCAGUGUGGGAUCUGUGGAAAGACCUUCUCUCAGUCAGGCAGCAGGAACGUUCACAUGAGGAAGAGACAUGGAGAGGAAGCCCAGUGCAACGACGGCAGAGACACAGGAGAGGCCCUGACCCACAGCAGUCUGCUGGAGGCAGACGGGGAGGCUGGCGACAACAUGGUCACCAUGACUACAGGGGUGGAACCCAUGAAUCUGCACCAUGCUAUGCUGAGAGCCCAAGGCUCAGCAGACUCCGUGGUCCUCUCUCAAUCACAUGAUCUGGUGACCAUGACAACUGCUGGCCACUCGUACGGCGAGGAUGUGGUGGCUCUGUUGUAGAGGUUGUUGUCCACUGGGACCCUUUGUUGCACAUGUAGAACUCUACUGCUGGUGACCCUAGUCAAAACAAGGUAGCGCUGACAUGGAGCUGAGUGAUGUUCUGGAAGCAGAAUCCUUAAGACUAACCUGCAAAGUCCCAAACUAUUAUGAUCGUUAAUAAGGUAAUUUGUGUGAUUGACUAAUGCUAAAACACUCCCAGAACCGCCACAUUCACAGCUGUCUAAUAUAGCCAACGUGUUUUGUUUAACACCCCCCCCCCCCCUAGUUUCCUUAACAAGCUUCCUCAAUUACUCCAUUCUUUGCUGUCAGCACUGUAGAUAUGUAAUUAGCUGCCAACAAUGAUGUUAUUUUUGGCGGGAGAUGUGGGAUAAGUAAAAGGUUUAUUCAAACCCACCUUUCUGUAGAUUAUAACUGAUAAAUAUAAAUUCACUUCCAAAGAAGUAGUGACACAGAUAUAAAAAGUUGAGUUUUAUUAAAACUGAAAGUAUAUGUAUAGAUAAAUGAUUUUAUUCAUUGUCUAUCAACUCUUAUGUGCAUUCUCCUGAGAGCAGUUAAUUAUGAAAAGGCUACCAAAUGUUUCAUAAGACUCCUAAUUUUCCCUACACCUCAAAAACCGACCAAUAGAAUUAUUCAAUUACAAUUAACAUUAAAUGUGCAAACACAUGCCGUUUCUGCAACCAGUACCAUCUGCUACCAACAAGUUAAAAAUAAUAAUUGAGUUACAAAACACAUUAUGGAGACCAUAUUCAACAUUUGUGAUCCGCUAUUGACAGUAAGGCUGAGCAGUUUAUCCACAUGCUCAUGUUGGGCGCCUUGGUUGGUUUUGUAAGAUAUGAACUCUUUAGUAAUAUGAAGCACACAAAUCAUUGCCAAACCGAUUGCCCCUCAAAAUGUCUAUAAAACACUGGACCUUAUGGUAGUCAUGUUGGAAACGACCAGCUUUAGGCUUUGAUCAGUUGUCAGUGUUUCACUUGCGUUUUAUGUAAGGUAGGUGUUGAACUUCCACAAGGUCAGUAGCUACUGAGAACUGAGAUACAGUAACUUGACUAUGGUACCAGCCACUGAGACGUCACUUUAGUAAAUUCACCCCAAAAAUCAGACAAAAUUAAAUCAAGGAAGGCAAACUCAGAUAUAAAGAUACACAGUUGAAAUCUUUCAAAGUCAUCGCUGAAAGAAAUUAAAGACACUCCCUGGGGUUUUCUACGAUGCACCUUUCCAUCCCAGCUCCUAUUGGCUAGUCAGGUGAGGGAGAUCUGGGAUCUCACUGUACGCGUCAGGUAGAUCCCUGGUGUUCCCCGUGUGUUCUGCUCCCUCAGUGGAUCUUCAGGUUCUGGAAGUGGUGGAACGUGGCUCCUAGAGCCCAGCUCGUCUCCACAUUGUUCACCUUCUUGGUGAGCUGGGGAGGACAGGAACAGACGUCACGUUGUCAUUAUGCCUUUUUGUAUUUAUUUGAAUUAAAAAAAUGUUAAAAAGCUAAA
This is a messenger RNA of Hypomesus transpacificus, 3033 nucleotides long. RefSeq names its product zinc finger protein 410 (gene znf410). Gene Ontology annotation, cellular component: PcG protein complex; transcription regulator complex. The transcript has 12 exons. Gene Ontology annotation, biological process: regulation of transcription by RNA polymerase II. The record is from RefSeq and is a predicted model, not a curated record. Gene Ontology annotation, molecular function: DNA-binding transcription factor activity, RNA polymerase II-specific; RNA polymerase II cis-regulatory region sequence-specific DNA binding. Lineage: Eukaryota; Metazoa; Chordata; Actinopteri; Osmeriformes; Osmeridae. Bases 221 to 1555 code for a protein of 444 amino acids.